AUGCCCAAGGAGGUGCGUGUGAAGCUGGCUGGUGGGGCUGCUGCUGUUGCCUUGCUUGGGGCUUGUGUCUUUAACCUGUUCUCGUGGGCCCAGGUCAAUGCGGAAUGCCCCAUCUGUAAAGGCUCGUUUCGGGUUGUCAUCAAGGAACAGCUAGAAAACGAGGCCGUCAUUGGUAACGUGCCGCCUGAGAAGCAUUUUGUGCAGCGUCGCCGUCUCGUGUCCAUGGAUGAUGACGACGAAGACGAGGAGAAUGAUGCCUUUGAUGCCAAUGGCGCCGGAGAUCAAGGGUUGGGCUGGAUGGGCUCAGGCAGACCCAGCGAUCAAUGGACAGCCGAUCUUGAGGGCGACUUGGACCUGGAUGCGUAUGACUUGAAUGACUCUUUUAUCGAUGACAGCCAUGCGACUCCAGACCCUCCCCGCCGUCGCCGACGCCGUGCGGCGCGCUCCAUCCAGCACGAGGGCGCCCCGCACUCCAACAGCAUUCUCAUAUCCUCUGACAGCGAGCCCGAGCCGGGGGAGGACGAGAAGGACAAAUUCAUCGCGACGUCCACGGAAAGAGCCACCAAUUUACAUCGCGUCUUUGCCGAUGGCCGCAAGCCCUCGGUUGGACACGGCAUCGCCACCCCCGCUCUUCGGACCCAAUUUGUCCUCGGCUUUGAGCAACAGCAGUCACAGCAACCACAGCAGCCCCUCACGACCACGAGCAGAGCAAACGGACGGCCCAAGGUGGAAGCGGCGCAUUGUGCUGGAGGCAGAGGAAAAUGAUGAUGAUGAUGAUGAUGAUGAUGAUGAUGUCGUGUAUUUUUCAAGCGAAGAGCUGCUUUGAACCACGCAAGCAGCCGGUGCUGGAGCUUAGCCUUGGACCAGAGUCGGGCAAGCUCACGGCGGUUGCCCGCCCACCUACGCUGAUAAUUGAAGAACUCG
Messenger RNA from Monosiga brevicollis MX1, 924 nucleotides. RefSeq lists its product as uncharacterized. The coding region runs from base 1 to 765 and encodes 254 amino acids. The record is from RefSeq and is a predicted model, not a curated record. NCBI's taxonomy places the organism in Eukaryota, Choanoflagellata, Craspedida, Salpingoecidae. The transcript is spliced from 7 exons.